Messenger RNA from Phyllotreta striolata, 6228 nucleotides. The record is from the annotation of a GenBank genome assembly. NCBI's taxonomy places the organism in Eukaryota, Metazoa, Arthropoda, Insecta, Coleoptera, Chrysomelidae.
AUGAUUCGCGACGAUAAACUGUUUUUCCAUAAAACAGUUCAACAUUUAGCUAGGUCUUUAGCUAAUAUAAAAGACGCUCCUUGGAGUAAGGUACAAAUAUUGCUGUCCCUCUGCCCUCCCGAUCCGCAGAAUGGCACGUUUAUCAUAAAUUGUCGACAACAGGACGCUGUCAUUGCAUUGGGAUUGUAUUUUUUGGAAAGUGGCCUGCAACAUAAAAAUAUUAUUUUGCCUUAUUUAUUAAAAUUGGUUAAAUUAAUAGAGAAGGCGCAAUGGCAAGAUGAAAUUAAAUUGAAUUCGACCGACAGAAUUCCAAUAGCAGAAAAAUUCAGUUUUUGUUUGCACACACUCCUAAGCGACAUUGCAGUCAAAUGUGAGGAAUCCAGAUCGGAAAUUCUCGAAACCCAGGUAAACAGUUUGGUGAGCCUAACAGACCAAGUAUUGAAAAUCAAAGAUGCCAACAAUCGCAACAGUUCCAGCAAGCUAUUUCUAUGUAAAACCACCCUUCCUGUACUAAUAGGAUUGGCAAGGGCGAUGGGAAGAUUUUCAACGAGCGACCCUCCUCUAAUUUACAGAUUAUUCCCGCGCCCGGAGCCUCCUCUAAACCAAAAUGAAACCAAGCAACAAAACAUCUGCAAGAGAAGCUUCAGUAGUUUCAGGAAUAUAAUACCUAGGAGUUUAUCGGGUAAUUUACAUGCGACAGUUGAUAUACUAGCCGUAACUGCUGGCGGAUAUGAUACAGCUGAUGUUGCUUUUAACUCAAAUUCCUUAAAACGUGGCAUUUCAAUAAGCCACAAUGUGGGUGGUAAUGAUCCGAGAACGUAUUUCUUCGCCAAAUUCGGUUCCAGCUUCAACCAAUUUCCCCAUUUACGUAUAAACGAUCCCAACGACAAGAAACAACAAAUAGUCUUCCCGCAAGCACAUCUCUCCACCGUUUUGGCGCUCAGCAAGCAGCUCCUCACGAAAGAAAUGCUCGGUUUCCUGGACGAGCAAAGCUUAGAGAUCAGUUCCACUGGGAAAAUUUUAAUAUUCCCCUACAAGAGUUUCUCGGAAAUCGUCAAUUUGGUUAUGGUGACUCUGAUGAGGGAGUUGCUGCAACCGCAGAAGGACUUGCCUGUACCUUUUACUAAAGAUGUUCAAGAAUUCGUAAAAGGUCUUUAUUUAAAUGGCCAAACUGAGCUGCAGAGCAGGAACCACGAUUUGAGCGAAAGAGAGGACAAAGAGAACAAUUACGUUUUGAUAAAUAAAUUUAAAUUGAACGUGUUAGCUAAUGCUGCUUGCGUUGAGUUGCUGGUUUGGGCUAUUGGAGAUGAAACAGGUGCUGAUAGUUUGUGCAGCCGACUCACGGAGAAAAUAAAUUCGAACCACGGUUACCGACUAGUCAUAGCGCAUAUGCCAUUAUUAAUGGUGUGCUUGGAAGGUUUGGGAAAUUUGGCUCAGAAAUUUCCGAACAUAGCAUCGACAUCGAUAUAUUGUCUAAGAGAUUUCCUCAUUACCCCUUCGCCUAUUUUAUCGAAAUUGCACCGACAAGCUAACGAAAAAGGCACCAAAGAAUUAAAAAUCGCAGUGCAAGGCAAUCAACUGAAAGCCGAAAACACCAACGUGGCCUCUCCCAUCCAACAGGCCUUCGAGAAAUUGCGAGACGCCGCCAUCGAGAACUUGUGCAUAGCCCUAAGUGCAGCCCACACCUUGGACCCGGACUGCGUCCGAGCCCUCGUAGCCUCGGUAUCGAAUCGACUAUUCACAGCGGAAAAAAGCGACAGCGAAUCCACGCUAAUUUCAACGAACAUCGUCAUCAUGCUCGGCCACGUGGCCGUUUCGAUGAAGGGCACCCCCAAAACCACGGACACCAUACUGCAGUUCUUCCAGCAGAGGUUCUGCCGAGUACCGUCUGCACUCGAUACACUGAUCGUCGAUCAAUUGGGGUGCAUGAUCAUAGCGCAAUGCGAAACGCACGUGUACGAAGUGGUCAUGAAGAUAUUCACGAUGAUAACGGUGGAAAGCGGUAGCGUGGCUUAUGGGAAAGCUUCAAAUGAUAAAGCCCAAUACAGGCACGUUUCGAGACCCGUUAUAAACGCUUUGGCUAAUAUCGCGGACAAUAUACAAGGCGAUGUACAAAUGAACGAAUUGCUAGGUCGCCUGCUUGAAUUGUUCGUUCAGUUGGGAUUGGAGGGAAAACGAGCGAGCGACAAGACCCCAGGUGCCCUCAAGGCGUCCAGUUCGGCUGGAAAUCUGGGAGUUCUGAUACCCGUUAUAGCCGUUUUGCUCAGGCGUUUGCAGCCGAUAAAAAACCCGAGGCCUCGCAUUCACAAGCUGUUUAGGGACUUUUGGUUGUACUGCGUGAUUAUGGGAUUCACAGCAUCCGAUUCAGGUUUAUGGCCUCAGGAAUGGUACGAAGGAGUGAAGGAAAUCGCCGUAAAAUCCCCGACUCUGAUAUCGUUCACAUCGACCAGAUCGGAAAUGAGAGAGCUGCAAUUCACCAGCGCUGUUAAAAACGACAGCGUGUCCGUCAACGAACUCCAAGAGCUCAGAAAUCAGAUUCUCGAUCUGCUGAAGCAUCCUCCCGACGUCACGGCUUAUAUUAACAAACUAUCGUUCGCCCAGUGCACUUUUUUGUUGAGCGUGUAUUGGGUAGAAACCCUUCGAGUGGAGCAUUCGGGCGAGCCUUCUCUAGUUCCGAUCGUCUCCGACUAUUUAAGCGACUCGGCCCUGCAAAAGGAUAAAGCAGGAAUGUGGAAUUGCAUUCAAUCGGUCAGCGAAAGAGUGUUCGAAAAAUUCCUGGGCGUAAUGAAGGAUCGACCUAAAAACGAAUCGAGAGAAAGGGAUCUCGAGGAGCACGCUCAAUUUUUACUCGUCAACUUUAACCACCAGCACAAGCAGAUUCGAAGGGUUUCCGAUAAGUUUUUGGCCAGUUUAAUCGAUAAAUUCCCCCAUUUAUUGUGGAGCAGAAGAGUCCUAUGGACUUUAUUGGAUAUAACGCAAGUAUUAUCUUACUCGUUACAAAUAGAUGCCAAUCAAGAGACACCCACUUUGAGGAUACCUUCUACUCCUUACGCUAUACAGCUGAUGGAUACACUCGAAGCUAGAGAGACAAUAGUAAAAGACUUCGCCGCAAACGCCGAACGUAUCAUCAAGGAAGCCCUGAAGUGGGCGCCGCAGUGGACGAGGUCCCACAUACAAGAGUACAUCAAUCAAAUACCCAUAAGCGGCAUGUGGAAUCACACGGGGCUCUCUAUGGCGUUGGAGUCCGUGAUGCAAUGGGGCCCGGCCAAUCAAUUCAGCGCUUAUUUGAGCCACACAAUGAUGGAGAAGUUUCCGAAGUGCGUCAAAAGCGAUUCCUCCAAGAUGCUCUCGAUAUCCGCCAUGCGGUCGAAGUACACCGGAGAGGUUAUUGGUAUGCAAUACGAUUCAACCAAAGAACAAUCCACUUUAGUUAAAGAGGUUUUAAAUAAAGUUAAGACGGCAUGUACCGAAAGAAGCAACGCUUUGCACAGAGAUGCCCUAUGGCAAGCGACAGCUUUGUUAAUAUCGAUCAGGGAAUUGAACAGAAGCCUUUUGCAUUGCAUCGCUUGGUCUCAGGUGGAAUUAUUUACCGUGGAAGCGAUGAGAUCCGCAGUGGACUGUUGGCAAUGGCUGAUAACCGCUAGACCGGAACUGGAAAUCAGAUUCCUGCAAGAAAUGGUGGCCGCUUGGAAAUGUACAGUGCAAAAAAAGUUGGGAUUAUUCUCGAAUACCAGACCGCAAUGCAAUCCGUUAGCCGCGUACGAAGGUUGCAGGCUAGAGCCGGAUCCGCCGUUUGUGAAACCCCACGCCAUUUGGGUGCACUUCAUUUGCGAUUUAGUCGAAACGAUCAAAUACAGCAGUUACGAGAAAGUCGAAAUGAUCGGCAGCUUGAUUCAUCAUUCUCUAGCCAUGAACGUCGGAUCGGAUCCGGCGUCGCAAACUCGAGACAUAUCCGCCAUCGGCGUAAGAUUUAAGUUGCUUUCGUGCGGUCUGUCGCUUCUGCAGGGGGACAUCUUGCCGAAGAGUUUGGGCAAGAACGUUCUCAGAGAACGAAUUUACUGUAGUUGUUUAGAUUAUUUUUGUAAACCCGUCACGUGCCCUUCGCAAAACUCCGCCGACCUUCGAGAAGACAUAUCAACGCUGAUCAAAUUUUGGCAGACCCUGCAUUCCGACAAGAAAUACCUCAAGGCUAGUGACGUCGGAGAAGUGGACUUUACGGCGCCGUCGCCGGUGAGUUCUUUACCGAACAACGAACUGUCCAGGUCCAACGAUUUCAGCAAAUCCGCUUCGGGAUGGAUCAAUACGGUACCGCUAUCGAACAGCAGCGCUACUUUGAGCAGGCGGUCUACCAAGUCCACCAAGAGGCUACCUAUCGCGGAUAAUUUCGUUAAAUGCUACUUGAAAAAACGGAAUCUCAUACUCGAAUUAUUGGCUGUGGAAAUAGAAUUCCUAGUAGUUUGGUACAAUCCCACGCUUAGACCGGAAUUGCAAAUGCCUGGCGAGGAAAACGUGGCGUUUUGGAGAACUAAAACGAUAUCCGAUAAACAAUGGCAUGAUUAUACGAGGUUAGCUUGGGAUAUAUCACCGGUUUUAGCCGUGUACCUUCCAACUAGAUUUAGAAUGAACGAUGCGAUAAUUCACGAAAUAAAAAACUUAGUGCAAAUGAAUCCCAAUUCGGUAUCCAAGACUCCGGAGUCGUUGCAGUAUUUGGCAACAACGGAAGCGAUAUUGAGCGAUAGCCCGAAAUUGGUGAACAUGUUGACCUGGGCUAGAGUAACACCUAUACAAGCAUUGGCGUAUUUCAGUAGGCAAUUUCCUUCGCAUCCCACAUCGGCCCAAUACGCCGUUAGAGUGUUGAGUUCCUAUCCGGCCGAAACGGUAUUAUUCUACAUUCCGCAACUCGUGCAAGCCCUGAGACACGAUAAGAUGGGCUACGUAAACGAGUUUAUAAGGUACAUGGCGAAGAAAUCCCAAAUCGUCGCGCACCAGCUGAUAUGGAACAUGAAAACGAACAUGUUCCUCGACGAGGAUAUGCAGCAGAAAGAUCCCGCUAUUUACGAGAAUUUGGAAUCCCUAGUGACCAGCAUCGUAAGCGAUUUGUCGGGUCCGGCGAAGCAAUUCUUCGAAAGAGAAUUCGACUUCUUCGGAAAGAUUACGAACAUAUCCGGGGAAAUCAGACCGUUCCCCAAAGGCAUCGAGAGGAAGAAGGCUUGCUUGGAUGCUUUGAGUAAAAUAAAGGUUCAAUCCGGAUGCUACUUGCCGAGUAACCCCGAAGCCAUGGUGCUAGAUAUAGAUUAUAAAAGCGGCACGCCGAUGCAGAGCGCAGCCAAAGCGCCAUAUUUGGCUAAAUUUAGGGUAGCCAAAUGCGGCAUAAACGAAUUGGAAAACAUUGCCAUGGCGGUAUCGGCGAACGAGGUGAAGGAAAACCAAAGUUUCGGUCCCGAAAUAUGGCAGGCGGCCAUUUUUAAAGUAGGCGAUGACGUGAGACAAGACAUGCUGGCUCUACAAGUUAUAGGCAUAUUCAAAAAUAUCUUCCAAACGGUCGGAUUGGAAUUGUAUUUGUUCCCGUACAGAGUUGUAGCCACCGCUCCGGGGUGCGGCGUUAUCGAAUGCGUCCCGAACGCUAAAUCUAGAGAUCAGCUAGGCAGACAGACCGACAUAGGGAUGUACGAGUACUUCUUGAAGAAAUACGGCGACGAGAGUACAAGGGAAUUCCAAAACGCUAGAAGAAACUUCAUUAUUUCGAUGGCCGCGUACAGCGUCAUCGGAUUUCUCUUGCAAAUCAAAGACAGACACAACGGAAAUAUCAUGUUAGACACAGACGGGCACAUUAUCCAUAUCGAUUUUGGAUUUAUGUUCGAAUCGUCGCCCGGGGGCAAUUUGGGCUUCGAACCCGAUAUUAAAUUAACCGACGAGAUGGUGAUGAUAAUGGGUGGGAAAAUGGAAGCGCCGCCGUUUAAGUGGUUUUCGGAAUUGUGCGUUCAGGCCUACCUUGCAGUGAGGCCGAACUGCGAAGCCAUCAUAUCUCUUGUGUCUCUAAUGCUGGACACGGGACUGCCGUGUUUCCGCGGUCAAACUAUAAAGCUCCUGCGUAGUCGGUUCAGUCAGGGAGCGACGGACAAGGAGGCGGCGAAUUAUAUGCUUCAGAUUAUUAGAAAUAGUUUCCUUAAUUUCAGAACGCGUACUUACGAUAUGAUACAGUAUUAUCAAAACCAAAUACCUUAUUAG